AUGUCUGUUUCCAAUAAAGAUCUUGCUUCCUUGAUCAUUGACUUUGUUCAAGGCGCCGUUAACUCCAAGGCGGUGGCCGAAGACUACCUUGAAUCAAUGGACGUGGUCAUCUCUUGUCUUUCUGAUGCUUUUGAAAUUGAUGCCGAUGAAGCCAGUGGCGUUGUCUCUUCCAAAUUCCAAGGGAAAAACUUGCAACAAUUAGUGCAAUCCGCAUUAUCUUCUGGUGCCUCGUCAUCAUCAUCAUCAUCAUCAUCUAAAGAAGACUCUUCCGUGCCGGUGAAUAUUUCUGCUGACGAAACUGAAAGAAAGGCCAAGGCCGAAGCUCUCAAGGCCGAAGGUAAUAAGGUCAUGGCUGCCCAAGACUUUGAAGCGGCGAUUGCCAAAUAUACUCAAGCCAUUGAAGUUUUGGACACCAACGCGGUUUAUUAUUCUAACAGAGCCGCUGCGUACUCUUCUGUCGGCAAGCACAAUUUGGCGAUCAAGGACGCCAACAAGGCCAUUGAAUUGGACCCACAAUACGCCAGAGCCUAUUCUAGAUUGGGGCUUGCAAACUACGCUUUAGGCGAUGUCAAGGCGGCGUUACAAGCUUACGAAAAAGGGCUUGAAAUCGAGGGUGAUAAGCCAUCUCCUGGGAUGAAGAAAGGGUUUGAAACCGCUAAAAAGAGAGUUAUCGAAGAAGAAGCUGCCGCUGCCGGUUCCGGUUCCGUCGAUAAUGCUUCUGCCACGAGAUCUCAACCUUCUGGAGGUAUGCCAGAUUUGGGAGGAUUGGCCUCGAUGUUGGGAGGUGGUGCUGGUGGUGGAAUGCCAGAUUUAGGGGGAUUGAUGAGCAACCCACAAGUGAUGCAAGCUGCUCAACAAAUGAUGCAAAACCCUGAUGCCAUGGCCAACCUUAUGAACAACCCAAUGUUGCAACAAAUGGCUUCAAGCUUUGGUCUUGGGGGUGGUGCCGGGGCUCGUUCUGGUGCUUCUGAAGAAUCUGGCGCCAGUGGUUCUGGUGGUCAACCAAGUAUGGAUGAUUUGAUGAACAACCCAAUGUUGAGAAAUUUGGCUGAUAGCUUCAUGAACAACAGAAACUCCGGGAACGGGGGUAACUAG
Molecule: messenger RNA, 1095 nt
Organism: Saccharomycopsis crataegensis
Lineage: Eukaryota; Fungi; Ascomycota; Saccharomycetes; Ascoideales; Saccharomycopsidaceae
Gene: SGT2
Product: Sgt2p
Exons: 1
Coding region: 1-1095 (364 amino acids)
Biological process (GO): post-translational protein targeting to endoplasmic reticulum membrane
Cellular component (GO): membrane; TRC complex
Molecular function (GO): molecular adaptor activity; protein binding
Source: RefSeq, a predicted model, not a curated record